Amaranthus tricolor (Joseph's coat) is the source of this 1652-nucleotide messenger RNA. RefSeq lists its product as uncharacterized. Gene Ontology annotation, biological process: negative regulation of protein kinase activity. The transcript has 2 exons. The record is from RefSeq and is a predicted model, not a curated record. Lineage: Eukaryota; Viridiplantae; Streptophyta; Magnoliopsida; Caryophyllales; Amaranthaceae. Gene Ontology annotation, molecular function: protein kinase inhibitor activity; double-stranded RNA binding; protein kinase binding. Gene Ontology annotation, cellular component: nucleolus. Bases 215 to 760 code for a protein of 181 amino acids.
ACUGACAACUUUCGUUGGAUACAGGCGUACCGCGUACAGCAUACAGGGAGUACCGGAUUAGUACCUCGUCUCCGUCAAAAUUUUAGGGUUUACGGUUCUCUGAAUAAUCCACUCCCGAUAUCUGGAAAAUAUUCAAUAAUCACACAAACUUCUCCAAUUCUCCUUCAUAUUUUUCAAUCCCCCUUUAAAUUCUUCCAGUUUUGAGGAGAGUAUAAUGUCGGCGGGUCAAGCAAGGGCUGUAUUAGAAGGAGACUUGCAGAUUGUUUCAGUAAACAAUGAUGCGAAGGCUGUGGCUGCGGCUGCUUUGCCACCGAGACCACCUAGUGAUGGUAAUAACGCACUUGUAGAGUAUCGCCCGAUUUUCAAGGAAGAAGAAGAAGAUUUGGAGGUUAAACUACGUCGUAUAAUUGACAAUGUUCCUGUUCGUGUUAGUAAUACUUCCGGUAGUUCUGCUGGUUCUGGUUCCGGUGAUUUUCACCAGUAUCGGCAAAUGAGAAGGAAAGAGCAAGAUAGGCUUGCGAGAAUGGAGGUUGACUAUCAAAGACGGAAAGAAGUUGCAGAAUUCGAAAUGAGAAGAGAACAGAGGCUGAAAGCUGCUGAAGAACGAACAGCAAAAAAGCGUGCAAAACGUCAAAAAAAGAAGCAGAAGAGGAAGGAAAAGAAAAUCAAACUAAAUGCAGCCGGUGAAGAGAUUCAAAACAAGGAUUCUUCUGAUGGCGGUGGAGAUAGCGACAAUAGUGAACAGGCAGGGGACGAUUAAUUUGAACCAUUACUCCAGCUUCUCCAUUCAGAAUACUUUUGCAACAAACGCAAGAUCACACAAAUCCAACAUUAUGAUUGACUUCGACUAAUCAGAGGCAAAAUUCUUAGAUGUGCAACUUUGGGAUCGUUCAAUUGAAACUAAAUGAUAGUACUAGUAUCAUACCUUCAACAAUUCAUAAUGUUGCGUAGUUGGGUCGACAAUUCAAGUUCCUGUGAUCUGCCGAGUAAAGUUACUCUAGUAGUUUGGUUUGUAAGGUUACUAAUCUUCUUGUAAUAGUUAUGUGAUUAUGUUAGCUGUGUUUGAUAAUGAUAAUUGAUGAUGUUGUUAUAUUCAUCGCUUAGAACUGUAAAGACCAACACUCAUCACUUAGUAUACUCUCGUUCCCUUGAGUUUGCCUUAUUCGCCUGAAAAGAACCCAAAUUUUAUAGGUGAUUUUAACACCACUCAGGCACUCACUGACCAAGAGUCGUAAAUUCAAAGGAGCAGCCUAAGCAGGCACGACUCACCCCAUUUCAUCAAUGAGUCGACCAGGACUAGUGGUAGUCAUGACUUGGUCUGUGACCAGAAUUAUUUUGAUGAGACUUUCAGAUAUUAAUUAAAACCAUGACUGAAGUAGUACUGGACAGGUCCCAUGGUUGAAGAACUACGUGUUAGAAAAUUUUGACAAUGCUGAGAGCCAUCUUGGGAGCUUGUGACUAGUAACUGUGAGCUGAGUACUUUCCUUGUGUCAUUGUUUUUCUAGUAUGAGGCAUACCCGGUGAAUACCAUGUACGAAUUCUAACUAUGUUUUGCAAGUGAAUAUUAAUGUCAUUCAUAUUGACCGCUGGGCCGUGAAAUUAUUAUAUAUGAUAGUGGAGAAAAUCGUGUUUCUAUAGUAAAAAAAUCUUUU